AUGGCGACGGCGGCCAUCGACACGGCUUACAUUGCCGCGGCCUAUUCGGUCCCUGAGCCCGGCCUACAAACAUUGCUUGAUGCACCUACGGCAGAGCUUGUGCAAGAGCUUCUAGCUAAAAUUGAGGCUAAAGCGCGUGAGUUCGACGAGGUCAAGGCGGAGAAGCUGCGCUCCGAUGUCGAGCUCGAAAAUGCUGUGAGGACUGGAGAUGCUCGCGCCAGAGCUCUCAAGGCCUCUGUGGAUAAGAAUCUGAAGGAGGUCGAGGAAGUGCGCAAGAAGUUGAAUGAGGAGGAGAACGCGCGCGCCUCACUCGAAUCCGAGCUCCAAACCCUCAAGUCCUCAUCGACGACAUCAUCUUCGGAAACCGAUGUGCUCCGGGCGCGUGUCAACACCCUGGAAGCUUCGAACCGCGAGACCGUCGCCCUGUUGGAAGCGAAGGCCACGGCACAUGACAAGCUUGCAGAGGAGCUCUCGGCUCAGCACCAGAAGAUAGUGGCGCUUCGUCGCGAAAUCUCUGAUCUCGAGGACAAAAACCAAGCAGCGCAGAAUGCCGCUACGACUACCAAAUUCCGCCAGCAAGCUUUGCAGCAGGAAAUCGAUCUUUUGAAGAAGAACAACGAGUGGUAUGAGUCGGAACUGCAAACCAAGAAUACGGAAUACUCGAAGUAUCGGAAGGAAAAGAGCGCUAGGAUCUCGGAGCUCCAGCGCUUGUACGAUGACGCGAACGACACGAUCGAAUCGAUGCGCCGUACCGAGGCCACCCUCCGCAGCCGUGUUGACGAAAUUAACCAGAAAGCCGAAGACUCACUCGAGAAGAUCCAACAGCUACAGGAAGCCGCAUCUAGGGCUGAGGAAUCCUUCCGCAUUGAGCUUGACAGCUCUCGUCGCUUGGCAGACCUACAAAAACAGAGUGCAGAUACCUCUCGGGCACGCCUGCAGGAGGUCCAAGGGUCUCUGGAUAAGAUCAAGGAAGAUGCAGCGGAGGAACUAGGUCAGAUGCAGGCUGAGGUCGAAACGGAGCGCUCUGAGAAAGAGAUGGCAUUGCGGAAAGUCGAAGAGCUGGAAGUUCAACUUGAGAAACUGGAAUCAGACCUUGCAUCUCGCCAGCAAAACACGGUCGCCAUCACCGGAACUCCUAGACGUGCUGUCAAUGGUCUUGGAGGAACCGCCACUCCUGGGCGCUCAGGAUCGCCUACUUUUGGCACACCUGGCUACGCUUCCCCGUCACGCGUGAAGGGUGGCCUCACCUUCACUCAGUUGUACGCAGAGCAUUCCCAGAUAAAAUCCGAUCUUGACGCAGAACGUCGUCGUAAUGCCAAGUUGAGCAGCACGAUCGAUGAAAUGAUUCAGGAUUUGGAGGCCAAGCAGCCUGAGAUCGAGGAGUUGCGGGCUGGACACCAGAAGCUCGAGCACAACGUCCUUGAAAUUUCAGAGCUUCUUGAAGAAGCGAACAGGGAUCGGGACGCUGCCAGAAAAGAAGCGAGGAAGUGGACCGGCCAAGUUGAUGGACUUCAGCGUGAGGGAGAUGUUCUGCGACAACAGCUCCAGGACCUCAGUAACCAGGUGAAGGCCCUCUUGUUCGAAGUUACUGUACGCGACCAAGGCCUCGAAGCUCUCAACGCCGCCGACCAAGCGGAGUUUGAGAAGAUUGUUCGCGGCGAGAUGGAGGUGGAAGAUGGAGUUACUGAUACCAGCCGCUUCAUCAGUCAGCGUCUUGUCAUUUUCCGCAAUGUCGAGGAGUUGCAAGAGCAAAACAAUAAACUUCUACGUGUCACCCGAGAGCUUGGAGAGAAGAUGGAGGGCGAAGAAGCAAGAGCUAAGCAGAACCAGGCAGAGAGGGAUCGUGAAGAGUUGGAGGACCUGAGAAGGAAAGCGGACCGUUAUGAGGAUGAGCUCAAGUCUUUGAACACUGUUGCCGAGAGCUACCAACGUGAGAGGGACAUGUUCCGUCGCAUGCUCACACACCGUGGCCAAAUUCCUCCUGGAUCGGACCUCGCUUCCAUGUUUGGUGAGUCUGUGGGACCAUCCACCCCACCUCCUGGUGGUUUCUCUCAAAGUUUCGGUCCCGGUGCUUCGCCACACGCAAAGGACCUCGCCGAUUACGCCAAGCUUCUCAAGGAACUACAAAGCCAUUUCGAUGCCUUCCGCAAGGAAUCGACCACGGAUCACUCUAUGCUUAAAGAACAAGCCGAUCGUCUGGCGAAGGAGAAGAGCGACCUCCAUAUGGAGAUCAAUCGUGCCAGCUCCCAGCUCACGCUGGCACAGGAGAGAUACGAGCUCCUGCAAGUCAACUUCAAUCAACUGCGCUCGGAAAACGCGGAACUACAAAAGAGAGGCCAGGCUUUGGCUGAAACUUCCGCGAAGCAAGAUCUCAAGACCGCCCAGGUUGCGGAAGAGCUUUACGAGGCAAAGGCCCAGGCUGACGGGCUACGUCAUGAAGCUGCAAACCUCAAGGCCGAAAAGGAGUUGUGGAAGAACAUUGAGACGCGACUGACAGAAGAUAACCGUGCUCUCGGUGAUGAGCGCACACGACUCAACAAAAUGAUCGCAGAUCUCCAGAAUUUACAGAAUGAGCGGGAGCUUGCCGAUUCUGAGAACCGUCGCCGCCUUCAAACCCGCAUUGAUUCUUUGGAGUCCGAAUUGCAGACAGCCAAGAGGAAGCUUGACGAUGAGGUUGAGGAGGGCAAGCGAGCUGCUCUCCGCCGCGAAUAUGAAGCCGAGCAGAGCCGGACGAGGAUUGAUGACCUGGUGAAGAGCUUGGGCAAUACUAGGGAAGACUUGGUUGCUGCUAAGACACAACGCGACCAAUUGCAAGCCAGAGUGGAUGAGCUCCGCAUCGAGCUUCGCAACGCAGAAGAGAAGGCGAUGGCCUUGGCGCCUCGUCCAACACCCCGUCGUGAGAGCAUUGUCCAGAACGGCGAGGCCGACUCAAAUGACCUCAGUCACGAACAAGAGCUGGCUGUUGAGGUUGCUGACCUUAAGCGUGACCUCGAAAUUGCCCGCAAUGAACUGGAGGCUGCCAAGACGCAUGUUGAGCAGUACAAAUCCAUUGCCCAGGCUUCUGAGGAGGAGCUCCAGAGCAUCAACGAGACUCACGAUCAAUACCGCGAGGAAAUGGAUAAUAUCAUGGCUGAGAAGGAUGCUAAGAUCCGCGACCUGGAGCAGCGCGUCGAGGAGAUUUCCUCGGAGCUUGCAACUACCAACACCGAGUUGUCCAACCUUCGCACUGGCCACGAGGAGAAGAUGGCUCGGUUCAACGAACAAAAGUCCAUUCUGGAAUCCGAGGUCACCCGUCUUAAGGAUGAGAGUGAGCGCUACCAAGAUACCGCCAAGCUCUGCCAGGAGGACCUUAAGGCUCAAGCGGCAAUCGCUCAGCAAGCUCAGCAAAGUUACGAGACCGAGCUUGUUAAGCAUGCCGAGGCUGCACAGAACCUCCAGAAAGUCCGUGCCGAGCACAACCAGCUUAAAACAGAAGUCGCCGAGAUCAAGGCGGAGGCACAGGCAGCGAAGACGGCUUUGGAGUCGAGCGAGGACAGCUGGAAUGAGACCCGUAGCCGCUACGAACGCGAACUUUCGGACCUCAAGAUCCGCCGAGACGAGGUGAACGACCAGAACAAGAGGCUUCAUCAGCAGCUCGAGUCAGUCAGUGCUCAGAUCUCUGCUCUCAAGCAGAGCCGCGCUUCUCUUGGUACAGAACCAGCUGAGCCUGGUUCCACCCCUCCUCCCGAGACCGAGAAUCUACAAGAGGUCAUCCGCUAUCUCCGCCGCGAGAAAGAGAUUGUCGAGGUCCAAUACGAACUACAGAUUCAAGAAUCCAAACGCUACAAGCAGCAGCUUGACCACGCCCAGACUCAACUCGACCAAACUCGCGAGAGGCUCAACCAGGAACGUCAAAACCAGAUCGAGAACCAGCAAAGCAACGUUACUCACACGAAGCUUAUGGAGACGAUCAACGAGCUUAACCUCUUCCGUGAGAGCAGUGUCACUCUGCGCAACGAGGCUCGCUCAGCCCAGGCUCAGCUUGCUGAUAAGAUCAAGGAGGUUGAGAGCCUCAUGGCCCAAAUCGAGCCUUUGCAGGCCUCCGUUCGCGAAUACGAGAACCAAGUCGAGACCAAAUCAGGCGAGCUCCAGCAACUCAAAGAAGACCGCGAUCGCUGGCAACAACGGACACAGAAUAUUCUGCAGAAGUACGACCGUGUGGAUCCAGAGGAGCUCGCAGAGCUCAAGAAUAAGAUCGAAACCCUGGAAACUGAGCGUGACCAGCUCCUUACUGAGAAAGAACCGAUGCAGGCCGAGAUUGAUGGUUUCGAGGAGAAGAUCGCUACUGUUAAAACUGAGACGAUUACAGAGCGUGACCAAUGGCACGAAGAGCGCCGCCUGCGCCUCAUCGAUCAGUUCAAGGGUCGCUCACGUGAACUGUCUGCCAAAAUCAAGGAGGUGAACCAAGAGAAGGAAGUUGCCAUCCAAGCGAAGGAGCAGCUUGAGCAGGAGCUGGCUUCAGUGAGGGACGAGCUGGUGAAAGCCAAGGCGACUCACGAGGAAGCCCUUGCAAAUGCCAAACCUGCUCAAGCUGACACACAGAUGCAAGAAACUCCGGAGGAGGGAGAAGCUCAGGAAGAUGAAGAGUCUGGUGUGCCAAGCCCCGAGGUGGCUCUACUAGAAGCUCGCGCUCAGGCUGCCGAAUCCAAGGCUGCCGAAGAAUCUGCAAGGGCAACUGACCUUCAGAGUCAAGUUGACAUGUUGCAAAGCCGGAUGCAAGAUCUUGAGGCCCAGAUCUCCGAUGCCCAGCAACGUCUUGACGCAUCCACUGCUGAGCUGAACCAACUCAAGGAGACUCAACCUGCCCAACCCGCCCAGACUGCGCCAGUCGAGACUGCACCAGUCGAGGCUGCAUCCGUCGAAUCCGCACCGGCUGAGAAUUCCGAGGCUGCUCAGCCCCCUGCUGCGGAUGCCGAAACAUUGGAGACCCUCGAGAAGCUUAAGGCUGAGCUUGCCACUGCUCAGCAGGAGGUGGAGGCUCUCCGUGCCAACGCGACCUCCAACCCAGCCCCUCCCACGAUUGGAGAUGCUCCUGAAGGCUCUGUCUCUUCUGAGCAGAUGGCCGAAGAGAUUGCAAAGGUCAAGGCCGAAGCGGAGGAGAAGGUUCAGGCCGCACAAAACAAAUUCCAGCAGCGUGCAGACCAGAUGAAAGCGACUCUCUCUAAGAAGCUCACCGAGGGCAAGCAAGCCCUUAGGCAAGAGAACGAGGAGGCCAUGGAGAAACUCAAAGCUGAGCAUGGGCAGGCCAUGCAGCAGCUCAAGGAGGAACACGAAGCCGAGAUCAAACGCAUCAAGGCUGAACAUCAGCAGGAGCUCGAGCGUGUCAAGGGUGCUGCGCCAGCAGAACAAUCUGCACCGCCCACAAGCGUUGUGCCUGCGGAUGGCGCUGCUGAGGCUGCAUCUGCGCCCGCAGGCCCUGAAGUUAAGUCCGAGCCGUCCAAAUUUGCUGACCUCACCGACCAAGAGGUCAAGGACCUGGUCAGCAACAACAAUACCAUCAAAACCAUCAUCAUGCGAAACGUCAAGACGAAACUGUCUACGGAGUUGGAGGCUAAGUCGAAGGAGCUGUCGGAGAAGCACCAAAAGGAGCAGGAAGAGCUCCAGAAAAAAGCAGAUGGCGCCAUUGCAAUGGCAGAAAAGCGCGUUGCUCUGAAGUUGAACAUGGCGCAGAACAGGGAGCGCAAUCAGACUGCGAAGAUCGAAGUAGUCCAAAAGGCGGCUGAGGAGACACCCCAGCGUCCUGUAGGAGAGGUCUGGGCUGUGGCCAAGGACGCCAAACCCGCUCCUCCUCCUGCUGCUCCUCCUGCUGCUCCCACGGCUGCUCCCACGGCUGCUCCCACGGCUGCUCCCACAGCUGCUCCCACGGCUGCUGCUGCUGCUGCAACUCCCGUCCAACAACAGGCGCAACCGCCUGCACCAGCACCCCAAGUCCAACAACAACAGGCCGGCAGUUUCGGCCAGCCUACGCAGCAACUACCUACAGGGCUGCCUCGUCCCCCUCCAGUCCACCAAUUCCAAGGCCAACAGGGCCAGCCGGCCAUGAACCCAUUCCCCCAAAACAACACGGGAAUCCCUCGUCCCGGGAGCGCGAUGGCUCAGAACAACCAAUUCCGCCCGAACUCGCCCUUCCAGCAGCAGCUGAUGCAAGGCAACCAGGUGCAGUUCCACCCGCAGCCUCAGAUGCAGCAGCCGACCGGCAUCGCGGCCCCGCCAGUCAACCCUCUGCACAACAGACCCGCACCACAGCAGCAGGGCCAACCCAACGCCGGCACCGGCCCGGCCGCUCUUCGCGGCCUGCAAGGCGGCACGGGCAUCCCGCGUGGCGGCGGCAUCCCCAGACCCGGUCGCGGUGGCGGACAACAGGCGGGCGCCGCUCAGCAAGGCGGCCAGCAGGGCCAUGCUCAACAGCAGAGCAACCUACCCACGCGCGGAGGCGGAGGCGGGGGCGGUCGCGGACGCGGACGCGGCGGUGCCCAGCAGCAAGGCGGGCAAGAGGGAGGCGGACCCGGCGGCGCGGGCAGAGGCGGUGCGAUGAAUGCGUCUGCGAAGCAGUUCGUACCGAACAAGCGGCCGAGGGAGGAUGGUGCCGAGGGUGGUGGUGGCCAAGAUGGUGGUGGGCCCAAGAGAGCGCGAGGAGGCGGUAAUGUCGGGAGUUGA
Diplodia corticola is the source of this 6696-nucleotide messenger RNA. Its product is annotated as tpr mlp1 mlp2-like protein. The transcript has 3 exons. Gene Ontology annotation, cellular component: nuclear pore. Gene Ontology annotation, biological process: protein import into nucleus; mRNA export from nucleus. NCBI's taxonomy places the organism in Eukaryota, Fungi, Ascomycota, Dothideomycetes, Botryosphaeriales, Botryosphaeriaceae. Gene Ontology annotation, molecular function: structural constituent of nuclear pore. Bases 1 to 6696 code for a protein of 2231 amino acids. The record is from RefSeq and is a predicted model, not a curated record.